CAUACCUACGUCACAAGCGAGAAGCGUCAGUACGCCUCUUUCGCGUGCACUCGACACGGUGUGCCUUGCGAUCGACGUCUUGCCCGACCGCGCCCGUUUUGCAAAGUCACGGUUCGCUUGAUCUCAUCACAAGAUGGUGCUCAAACAUUUCCGCCGCGCACCAGCGGUGGCCGCUGUCGCCGUCGCACUGGCGGUCGUGGCGAUGGUGUGUGCGCCCCGCACGGUGCACGCUCGCGCUGCGGCAGCCCUAAGCUCCGCUAACAACGAGACCACAACCAACGGUCGCGCUCUGCUCGACACCUCCAGCACCUCGCCGAACCCCGCGGCCUUCUUCGAGAUGCUGCCGUUCACUGCCAAGGCCGUGUCCCUGUCCAUGGUCAGCAUCCCUCGCACCCGCAAGUACGUCCAGGGCUGGCGCCGCGUAAGCUCUACGUGGAAGAUCAUGGCCGGUACAAUAGACCUCGACACCGGCGUGACCACGGGCUAUGCGCCAGGCAUUGCGAUUGGUUGCAGCGGCCCCAUCAUGAUGGAGGACGGCGCCCCUCUGUACGUGGGAGGCGAGUUCGGAAACUCUGGCAAGAAGCCCGCCAACAUUGAUGCUCGCACCUUCAUCACGCGCUUCGACCCCACCACGGGAACGUACACCCCCGUGGGCAAACUGAGUGUCCCGCGCUGGUACCCGAGUGCCCUUCGUCUGAAUGACGGCAAGGUCCUUGUGGUGGGCGGCACCGCAAACUCCGACAAGGGCCCCGCCUACAGCUACUCUGAGCUGUGGGACUCCAACAACCCCACCGCGCCCACCGUGCCCGUGGCCCACCCCACCGGCUUCGCUGCGACCAUGGGACUUAACUACUACCCCUUCAUGGCCCUUCUGCCUAACCGCGAAAUCCUGUGGUGGGGCAACCGCGGCGGCUCCAUCACGUCCGGUGACUCCCCGUUCAAGACCAUCCUCGACCUGCCACCCCUGCCUGACAGCUACGGCCCGUGGCACACCAUGUACCCCUACACCGCCACCGUCGUGUUGCACGCACUGCGCCCAAGCGCCACUACCGGCGUCUACGACACCUUCUCCUUCACCAUCUUUGGCGGCCAGAACCCCAAGAAGGUCGGGUCCAACACACCCGCGUGUGACAAGUCCGCCCGCCUGGACUUCACCUACUGCGGCCCCUCCAAGACCGACAUCUGCAUCGUGAACGGAGGCUGGCAGAUCGAGACCAUGCCCGACCGCCGCCUGCUGGCAGAUGCCAUCAUCCUCCCCAACGAGCGCAUUUUCGUCCAUGGCGGCGCCACGCCUUCUGGCUAUGAGGGCAAGAUCCAGCCUAACCCUACAGGAGACUACGAGUACCGCCUAACGAUGGGCACACCCGCCGAGAUCAAGGGCGUGGACCGCCCCGUGAUCACUUCGGCCCCUGACGUCAUUUAUCGCGGAGGCACGUUCGAGGUGACCUACACCUACGCCGGCACUGGCAUCACCGGUGUCGCCCUCACCACGCCCUGCGCCUCCACCCAUUGCAUCAACAUGAACCAGCGCGUGGUUGUGCUGCCCUACACCGUCGACACCGCCACCAGCACCAUCACCGUCACCGCCCCGCCCGCUGCCCAGCACGGCGUUGCGCCCCGCGGCGAGUACGUGCUGUGGCUGCUGGGUGACGAGGUCGGACAGUUUGGCAAGACCUACAGCCAGGGCCACUGGGUCACACUGAAGGAGGCCUAGUGGUGUGAGCACAAUAAAUGUCAUGUAGCAGAGGGUUAUUCCUUGACCGCCCAUGCCGCGGACCAGUUCUAUAGAGCUCAUAUGGUCAAGAGGGGCUGGGUGCCCUUGCCUUCAAUCACUUGGUUGUAAACUAACGUGUCGUUCCGUUGUCUAGUCGGAUUGGGUUAGGGGGGUGCCUGCAACCAUUGGCCAUGAGGGGCCACGCACAGCGGCACUGUCUCGGGACACGUGGUAUCAGAUUGGCGCGCAUCCCUACCAAUCAACAGGGGUUCCCUACGAUGAUCAGGGGUCUUACUUCUCCUCCCCCGGCGUGUUCUAGCCAGCCGGCCCCCUCAUUUACACGAGCUCAUGCCGUCCAGUUGUUCACCACUCUCACACGAUCAAGACGCUGCUACACAUGCGUUACUGUACUCAUAGACACAGACUCCCGUUCCUCAUGCAUGCUGCCAUCAACUGCACAGACCACACACCGUACUUGAAGCGAAGUACCGUAACCUACCAUGCGCUGUCGGUUGACACCAUGCAGCAGGGAUGGGCAACACCACAGCGAGCGAGUAGGCAAUGGAACCAGUGGUGCACGUGUACCGCAUGCACCGACCGUGCAUGUUAGUAGGUAGGGUCGCACCCUUAGAAUGAUGCGUUGCCAGAUGUCGGGAGGGAACACUAGGAACAUGAAGCACGGAAACACCCAGUGCUCGUAUCUUCCAUCUACACUGUAGAAAUCUGUCCAAAAUCCGCCGAAGGCGGAGAAAAUUUUUGGGUUUGGAUGCCGCGCAUCUACGCAGGUGUAGACGUUUUGGGCCGGGUUUGGCGCAGAAAUGGGGGAAGCGUAGACGUUUUGGGGGGCUUGGGGGCUUAAAUGUAGAUGCCACGGUCAGGGUCAUCUACGCAUGUGUAGAUGCCGGGUGCCUGAGGGCAUCUACAAGAUACGAGCACUGGAAACACCCUGGUAUAACUUCCAUACGGCGCCUUCCUUGCUCAAAGCCUCAGAAGUGCCAGCUAGCACGGUUAGUAGCAGAGGUUUGCCGGGAUGGACUCGCCCAGUAGUCAUCGGCACGGGCGGUGAGGGCGCGGGCGUGAGGGGCAAGUCAUCAGGAAGGAGCGCGGUUGCACUGUCUUCCAGCUGCAGUAGGACACUCCACCGCCAAGGGUGAUCACCAUGCACUAGGCGUGCGUGUGUGCGCCGGAAGUACCCAGUCCCCACACGCCUGUGACACACGCGGGACCCAGCGCGACAUGCCGGGUGGUACAUCGCGCUCCGGGCCAUGGAGGUAUACGGUUGAUAUGCAGCACGGGCACGUGAAGGUCGGAUAAUGCUUGGGCGGGUCGGAGGGACCGAGAGUCCGAGACAUUACCGACAGCCGACAGCCCGACACGUCGUUUCCGGAAUCAACGAACGGCCCUCAGCACGACACGUGCUGUCCGACGACCUGAAAUGACGGUUGGAUUUUUCUCCUGGCGCAGAUGCAGCGGGAUUCAUAACGAGGUAUUUAAACUUGAUGUAACUGUGUGUCCUU
Molecule: messenger RNA, 3231 nt
Organism: Chlamydomonas reinhardtii
Lineage: Eukaryota; Viridiplantae; Chlorophyta; Chlorophyceae; Chlamydomonadales; Chlamydomonadaceae
Exons: 13
Coding region: 134-1714 (526 amino acids)
Source: RefSeq, a predicted model, not a curated record